Messenger RNA from Ilex paraguariensis (yerba mate), 942 nucleotides. Lineage: Eukaryota; Viridiplantae; Streptophyta; Magnoliopsida; Aquifoliales; Aquifoliaceae. The record is from the annotation of a GenBank genome assembly.
AUGUCAUCCUCAGAACCUGCCGAAUCGUUCAAGCCUUACAAGCACAAACAAACCCUAACCGGCCACAAACGCGCAAUAUCAAGCGUCAAAUUCUCCGAAAAUGGCGAAUUCGUCACCUCCUCCUCCGCCGACAAGACUGCCCGCAUAUACUCCACCGCCGACGGUACAUUUCUGCAAGAAUUCCAAGGUCAUGACCAAGGCAUCUCCGACCUCGCCUUCUCCUCCGACACUCGGUACCUAGCCACCGCCUCUGACGAUAAGACCGUGCGCCUCUGGGACGUCUCUACUGGGUCUCUAAUCAAAACCCUAGCUGGACACACCAACUAUGUUUUCUGCGUCAAUUACAACCCUCAGUCCAAUAUGAUUGUGUCCGGUUCGUUCGAUGAGACGGUUAGGGUUUGGGAUGUAAAGACCGGCAAGUGUUUGAAGGUUCUUCCCGCGCACUCUGACCCGGUCACGGCCGUGAACUUUAAUCGGGAUGGGACUUUGAUUGUGUCGAGCAGUUACGAUGGGUUGUGCCGUAUUUGGGACGCCUCCACGGGACAUUGUAUGAAGACUUUGAUUGAUGAUGAGAAUCCACCAGUCAGUUUCGUGAAGUUUUCGCCCAAUGGGAAAUUCAUUCUUGUCGGCACUUUGGAUAAUACAUUGAGGCUUUGGAACUUUUCAACUGGUAAAUUUCUGAAGACUUACACCGGCCAUGUUAAUUCAAAGUACUGUAUUUCAUCGACAUUCUCCAUAACGAAUGGGAAGUAUAUUGUUAGUGGUUCUGAGGAUCAUUGUGUGUACUUGUGGGAACUUCAAACCAGGAAGGUAGUUCAAAAAUUGGAAGGUCACACUGAUACUGUAAUCUCGGUGUCAUGUCACCCGACUCAGAACAUAAUUGCAUCUGGUGCACUUGGAAAUGACAAGACUGUGAAGAUCUGGACUCAGGAGGAGGAUUGA